Messenger RNA from Syngnathus typhle (broad-nosed pipefish), 912 nucleotides. RefSeq names its product antihemorrhagic factor cHLP-B-like. NCBI's taxonomy places the organism in Eukaryota, Metazoa, Chordata, Actinopteri, Syngnathiformes, Syngnathidae. Gene Ontology annotation, molecular function: cysteine-type endopeptidase inhibitor activity. Gene Ontology annotation, cellular component: extracellular matrix; blood microparticle; extracellular region. Bases 1 to 912 code for a protein of 303 amino acids. The transcript is spliced from 7 exons. Gene Ontology annotation, biological process: negative regulation of endopeptidase activity. The record is from RefSeq and is a predicted model, not a curated record.
AUGGUUGUGUGCCGAUUUGUGCUUCUGCUGUGGUGUGCUACGACACUUUCUGGUUUGGCAGCGGCCAACACUUUACCUCUGGUCACAUGCGACGACGACAGCGCGAUGGCGGCAGCCGGCAUGGCCGUCCGUCGUAUCAAUGACAACCACCAGCAUGGCUUCAAGUUCAAUCUGCAGGAGGUCCAGAGCAGCAGCUAUCAACAGUUUUCUGGAGGUUGCCAUAUCGAUGUCAACAUAAAGCUGGCGCAGACAAAAUGUCACUUCACUAACCCCAAACCUGUGGACCAAUGCAGGCUGUGGCAGCAGAAUGAGCGGGGUGCAGUGGCCACCUGCAGCGUUGAAUUUUGGGUCAUGUGGGGUGUGGCCAAAAUCACCAAAUAUGAAUGUACCACCAGGCCAGAACUUACCAAUGCAGAGUCGUUAACAACUUGUCCCGACUGCCCUCGGUUGUUGCCCCUGGACGAGCCCACUGCCGUCAAGGCGGUGCACAAUGCUGUGGUCAAGUUCAAUAUCGAGAGUACACGCCACAAUUACUUCACCCUGAUGGAGGUGGCUCAUGUCACAACGAGGGACCUGGCAAGGAUCGGCACAAUCACCUGGCUCAAGUUCGCCCUGGUGGAGACCAUGUGUCCCAGAGGGGCCAGGAGUACUUUUGUAGCCUGCGUGCCUCUCUGUCCAGACAGAGCUUAUCAUGCCUUUUGUCAAACCGCCUAUUACAACUCAUAUGGUCAAGUGGGUGAACUUGACUGUGAAAUUUAUCCACCAAAAAAUCCUGGCCCCUACCCAACUGGUGAACCAGAGCCCAUUUGCAUGCCGUUGUUCCACCAAAGUUCAGACGCUUGCCUGUGCAAGGACAAAUUGAAAAGCCCUGAGCCGUCCCUUCAUCAUAUUUGUCCCUUCCCCUUAAAGUGA